GUUAAUUCAUUUAAUCAAAACUCAAACACUAGUGCUUUUGUGUCAACCAUUGUCUCUAUUAAGGGAUUUAAUUGCUUACAAAUUAUGGCCGACUUUGGGGUAGAAGCGAAAGGCGUGAAGAAUAUUAAUUUCACGAAUUGGUCCCAAACCUACUCAUGUCAACCAAACCUCUACUUCAUUCCCAAAGAUGUCGAGGAAUUGCGAGAAAUCAUAUUUUUGGCCAAAAGCACAUCGAAGAAGGUCCGAGUGGUUGGCUGCGGACACUCCCCGUCAGACAUCUGUUGCACCGAUGAUUAUAUGAUUAGUUUAAGAUAUUUUAAUAAUGUUUUGAGUAUUAAUUGCGAGACAAAUACCAUAAGAGUUGAGGCG
This is a messenger RNA of Oppiella nova, 369 nucleotides long. The record is from the annotation of a GenBank genome assembly. Lineage: Eukaryota; Metazoa; Arthropoda; Arachnida; Sarcoptiformes; Oppiidae.